This is a messenger RNA of Uloborus diversus, 6636 nucleotides long. RefSeq names its product F-box/LRR-repeat protein 20-like. The transcript is spliced from 15 exons. The record is from RefSeq and is a predicted model, not a curated record. Lineage: Eukaryota; Metazoa; Arthropoda; Arachnida; Araneae; Uloboridae. Bases 59 to 1363 code for a protein of 434 amino acids. Gene Ontology annotation, molecular function: protein binding.
UUUUGUUGUUGAUAGUUGAUGUUGAGGUGAAAAUGUAGAAAACCUACAAUAUGAAAAUAUGAACCUUACAGCAAGAGCAAAAAUUGAGAUAUGCAAAGUACUUUCAGAUGAAGAAGCAUUAAUUAAUAAAAAGUUGCCAAAAGAACUUUUAUUGAGAAUCUUCUCUUACCUUGAUGUGGUAUCAUUGUGCAGAUGUGCUCAAGUGUCAAAAUCAUGGAACAUUCUUGCACUUGAUGGAAGUAAUUGGCAAAGAAUUGAUCUAUUCAAUUUUCAAACCGAUAUAGAAGGUGAUGUUGUUGAAAAUAUUUCAAAACGAUGUGGAGGAUUUCUGAAAAAGCUAAGCUUAAGAGGCUGUCAAAGUGUUGAAGAUGCUGCUCUUAAAACCUUUUCACAAAAUUGCAAUCAUAUUGAAGAAUUAAAUUUGAAUGAUUGUAAAAAGCUUACUGACAGCACUUGUCAAAAUCUGAGCAAAUAUUGCCCAAAGUUGCUUCAUUUAGACAUAGGAUCAUGUUCUCAGAUGACAGAUUUAUCUUUAAAAUCCAUUGGAGAUGGAUGUCCAAAUAUGGAGCAUAUAAAUAUAUCAUGGUGCGAUCAAGUAUCAACUAGUGGAGUUGAAGCUUUAGCUCGUGGAUGCAAAAAACUUAAAGUUUUCAUUUGCAAAGGAUGUUCCUUAAUUGGUGAUGAAGCAAUUUAUGAGUUAACCAAAUUUUGUCCUGAUCUUCAGGUCAUUAAUCUUCUAGGUUGCAGUAGUAUCACAGAUGAAGGUGUCCAGUACAUAAGUCAGCGAUGCCCGAAGCUCUAUUACUUAUGUCUUUCCAAUUGUUCUCAUCUGACUGAUGCAUCAUUAAUAGCUUUAGGUCAAGGGUGUCAUAAUUUGAGAACAUUAGAAGUCGCUGCAUGUUCUCAAUUCACUGAUAGUGGAUUUCAAGCUCUUGCCAAAAAUUGUCAUUUUUUGGAAAAAAUGGAUUUGGAAGAGUGUGUCUUAAUAACAGAUAAUACUCUUUGUUACCUGGCAGCUGGCUGUCCACGUCUUCAAAAACUAUCUCUUUCCCAUUGUGAACUAAUUACUGAUGAAGGCAUUCGACAUCUUGGUACUAGUGCUUGUUCUUCUGAGCACUUGUCUGUACUUGAAUUAGAUAACUGUCCAUUAAUCACUGAUCAAUCCCUUGACCAUCUUAUAACUUGUCAUAGCCUUCAAAGGAUUGAACUCUAUGACUGUCAACUUAUUACUCGUGCUGGAAUUCGAAAACUAAGGGGUCAUUUGCAGGAUCUCAAAGUGCAUGCUUAUUUCGCUCCAGUUACUCCUCCACCAUCAGCUGGAGGUGGCAGGCCUCGGUAUUGCCGCUGCUGUGUUAUUUUAUAGAAAGUAUGAGAUCCCGUUUUAUGGCAUAUUUUAUAUGUAAUGCAGAAUAUAUAUCUUCAUAUCUUUCAAGAAAAGGUGCAUACAUGUGCUGCAAUGCUCUAUUACUUUGAAGAACUAUAUGCCUGUUUUCAUGAAGAUGUUUCUUCUGAGGUGGUUGAAAUAGUAACUAUGUGUACAUAAAAAGUUUGUAAGCUUCCAAUUUUUAUUUAAGAUGUUGAUCUUUCCAUAUUUUUUAUGUUUAUCUAUGCACACCAUCCAAAUGUGCUUUGCUUUUGUUACUAUUUAUUAUUAUUACUUUAUAAUAUUAAAACGUGCUUGGCGUGCAUAGAUAACCCAUCAAAAUAGUGCACUUAAUAUUUUAAUGUUUAAACUAGUAAAAAUCUGAUUAUCCAUUAUAAAUUUAAAUUUGUUCAAAUUUUCAUGUUAAAAAGAUACGAAAUACUUUGCUUCACAAUUUUUUAGACAUGAAAUAUUGGUUUUGAAAAUUUGAAAUUUUUCAUAGAGUACGGUUGUUUUCUUUUUUGAGCAUUCCUUUCAAGUUUUAGCACUGGUGAACUAAAACUGUAUUAACUACUGUAAAGGAGCAUGUUUAAAAUUGAAAAUUAAUGGUUGUUUAAUGACUGGAGAUUAAAAAGAACGAAAAUUCUUCAUUUCUAUCCCGUUAUUAGAAACAGCGCAACAUCUGUUGCAGAUUUUUUUAGGAAAACUGCACCUAUUUUUAAUUUGGAAUGAUUUUUUUUCUUUGCUUUCUGCACGGGUUUCUAAUUCAAAGCAGAAAAAUACAGUUGUAAGUGAAAUAGAAAAAAAAGUAAAAGCAAAAAAUGGUGCCUAAAUCUAUCCAGGAGUCUUCAGUGGCUAAGAGGUCAAAAGGACUUACUCCCACAGCUACCUGGGCCUCAGUUUUCUACUUGAUUUUGAAGCUCUUUUGUCUUUGUUUUACUCCUAACUUUCUAAUUUAGUAUUUUUUUCAUUUAGCAUUUAUUCCUUUUUGCCCAUUAAUAGUAAGUACUAUGACAAAUCUAAUGCUGUUCUACCUAGCAGAUUACUUUUGGAUUUUUUAAAUCUCUUGCAGACUACUGAAAAAACUUUCGCAUCCAGGAUUUCUAUUUUUGUAAAAUGCAUUUAUUUUUACUUUUCUAAUUUUUAUCAUUUAAAUUUAUAAUUAUGAAAACCAAUGUUACUUACCUUGAAAUUUGAGCGAGAUCUGUAUUAAAAUUGCAAAAUUUAUAUGUUUGAUAUAUAGAUGCCUCAGAGCAACACCAAGACAUCUAACCCUCAGAAUAACACUUAGAUAUCCUACUGUUGUUCUCAGGCGAAGAUAUACUAAUUCCUUAUGAGCUAAGAUUAAAAGUUAACAUUAAUUAUAUAAUAGCAUCAACACAACACACUAAUGCUUAACAAAUGAAAAGUUGAAUACUGUGUUUCCAAGUUUAAAAAAGAAGAAUAAUUUUUAGAAAUGUAAUUUACAAAUCUAAAUAAUCAUGGUUAGCGUGCCACUGAGCACAAGGAGGGCAAGUAUGUAAUUUGAUGAUAUGUUGUUUAGUUCUAAAUAUUAAAAUCUUUGCAUAAAAUACUCUAUUAAAAAAAGGAAACUCGAAAAUUACUAACACGUUUUUUAAGACCUUAAGAUUUUUUUCACUUUUUGUAUUGAUACAGCAAUGUGUUAAAUAAGCUUUCACUUGCAAGCCAAAGAGAAAUGAAGCAAUAUAUUUCAGAAAUCUUCCUGAAAUUUACUGUUCAUUGAUAAAUGAAUUGUUUAAAUUUUAACAAGUAGUUAUGUUUUAUAACAAUAAAUUUUAAUACUAUUAAUUUAGUUGCUUUGUAAAUUUAGUCAUUAAUGAAAGAAAUUUCCUUGGAAACCAAAAAGUUUCUGACAUGUAAAACCAAAAUUUGAAGGAUUUCAUAUUGUUUGGAAUAAAAUUGUCAUAAAAAGUAUAAUUAAUUGUUUAAAUUGUCAAAAUCCUAAUGAUAAUUAGUCAUUUUUCUGCAAAUAUUUUAUACUCCAUCAAAAGGUAGGUAAGGAAGAAUAAAAUGUUAAUACUUAUGAGAAAGUAAAAAGAUAAAAUCCUGUUAUAAGUUUUAAAAAUUAAAAAAAAAGAAGAAAUUAUUGAAGAAGAGAAAGAAUUAACAUGAAUAAAAAUGUAAAAAAUACAUUGAAAUUUAGAUAAAAAAUUGAAAAUGUGUGAUGUACUUGAAGAAGCGAGAAAAAAAACUAGAGCGUAUUAGUUGAACAGAAGGAUUUAAUUAUUAUUAACAAAGCCCUAAUUGCAAAAUUAACUUACUGAAGCUUUUUUUUUAAAUAUAGUUAACACAUUGACAUGUAAUUAAAUUAUUUUCAUUAUACUUCUUUAUUUAAUCACCACACUAGCACAGCCAGAAAUACUUUCUGAAGGGAGUUUUUCGAUCAAAAAUAUCUUUCAGGGGUUUCUUUUGGUAAAAAAUACCUUCUAAAGGGAAUUUUUUGAUCAAAAAUACCUUCUGAAGGUUUUUUUUUUAGAUCAAAAUAGCUCUUUCAUAUGCAUAAAGUACUGUAAUGGAAUUUGCAUUUAUGUUUAAACCAAUGGCUCUUGGGGUGUUUUCGUACCCCCCCCCCUUACUGCACCACUGAAUCACCAGAAACCAAUGCCAGACAGAAUCUUAUUAGCAUUUUUAGGACCCACUGUAUUUUGUUUGAUGCAAGUUCAUUUCAUUUUUAACCAUCUGAGAUGAUGUUUGAUUCUAUUCAGUUUUUUUCAAAGGAAUUUAAUUCUUAGGAAGGGAGGAGGGGAUUUUUUAAGAACUGCAAUUUUAGUUUAUAACACUUAUGAGCCGUUAACUGGAAUUAUAUAUUAAUAAUUCAACCUACUACUGUAUAGUGUAAUUCAUGUGUUAUACAUUUAAAACUACUUUUUUAAUUGUGGAUGGUGAAAUAUCAUUUACAAGAUGUCAUUCAAUGCUUUUUUUUUUUUUCUACCUUGAUAACUUUUAAUUAAAAGCUGUGUUUAGAGAAAAUUAUCAAAAUUUGAAUAAAUAAACUUUAUUUAAAUUUAAUAUUCGUAACUUUGUACCUUAAAUAGGUAUUUUCAGAAUUGGAUUUUUACCAAAGUAGCUUCAUUUCUCCUCUAAAUUUUUUAUUGUGAACUAUCAAAAUGUGCAAGCUAGCAAAUAGAAAAUGUUGUUUAUCUGUCAAGUUUCUACCAUUUCUUGGGACCAUCGUAGCUUUUUGUAAUAUAUAUAUGCAUUAUAUGUCAUUCUGAAACUAAAUUUUUUUAAUAAAACUGAAUUUUUUUUAUAUAGUAUAAUUAAAGAUUUUGUUCCCAUUUAAUUUUAGCACAAUGACACCUCAUUUUAUCGCGCAUUGGUAGACAACAAAAAGGAGUGAUACAUCUAAAAACAGAAUCUAAUCUAAGUCAAAUACUAAUGAUUCAAUAAUACAAAUUAAUAUUUUCUACAAAAAAUAUUAGUUUGUUGACAGAAACAAAAGCAAAUUAGCCUACCAAAUUUUCUUUUAAGCUUAAGAAACAAAAACAAAUUUAAAUAUAUUUCUUUUGUUUUAUGAGGUAAUAUGAAUCGAAAGUUGCAACAUAAACUGCAUUGAAAUAAGUGAGAAAUGUAACCUUUUUUUUUUCUUCUGUGAUGUGAAAUGUAAAGCAUCAUUUUUGUAUGUAAAUAUUUUUUUUUUAGUUGAAAAAUAAUUCAUACUUAAAGAAAUUAAAAUAAAAUGCAGUUUUUUUUCUUGGUCUUUAAUAAACUUAUUACCAUUCUGUAUUUCUCAGAAAUCUAAGGAUUAAUAUAAAAUACUGCAUCCCAACAUGCAUUUUCUUUUUUUUUUCUUUAAUACAACCAGUAAACCUUUUUUGAAUAUGUUUAUAUUUAAAAGGUACAAUAUAUAGUAUUUGAGCAUCCAAAAAUUAUUGACCAGUGAUGUCAUAUGAUAUUUUUAAUAAUUCAUAGUUGAUGAUUGUAUUUUAAGUUCUCUCUUUAUAAUUGUAACUACCUGAGUCUCAUUACAUUUGCUUCUCUGAUACUUCAUGAGGCCUUGUGCAUCCCAAAUGAUGAAAUGUUUCUCCUCGGGUAAAAAUUGUAUAAAAAUUUAGAAAAUGAUCUUUUUAAGGAGAUUAUGCAAUGAUUCCUAGUUUAUUUACAGUUCAAAGGUUUUGAAUAAAUAAUUUGCUAAAAAUAGCAUAAAAUAAUUAUAUAAAAAAGUAUAUUUCAUUAUAAUUUUAGGGAAAAUUGCUAACCAUACGAUAAUUUUUUUUAUUAAAAAAGAAUCACUGGUCAACUAUGUGUUAAAUUUGAACACAUAUUUUGUCAAACUAAUUUUAAAACCUUGUGGAAGAUUUGCUUAUUGAUUGAAAAUUGUUUCAGCAUAUUAUCUUAAACUUAAUUUUUGAUGCCUAACCGUGCAGAAAAUUUAUCAUUAUUAUUAUUUUUUUUUUCAAAUGUGAUGAAAAUUGGAAGGAAUUUUUAUACUUUUCAAAAACAGAUAUAUCCCCAGUUGACUUGUAACAAUUCUUUCUCCAUUUUCUCUAUAAAUUAAACAAAAGAACAGCAAAAGGCUUAACUGUGUGAACAUGAUGGUUAUAACAAAUCCCCAAAUUUUUAAAGCGUUCUUACCAUAUACUUAGCUUUGAAAUUAUACAUAGCUUGAAUGGCAGAAUUUUCACUUCACUGUUAUUAAAAAAUUUUUAAAAAUUCAAUGGCAGGCUUUGGUGUUUACUUUUUUAACCAAUGAUAUAAUUCUUUCAUGACAAUAUAUCUCAUUUAAUAUGUACUAAAACAUUAAAAUAUAUCUGAUUUUGACAAUUUUGAUGUUAACAGAUGCAUGUUUUUUUAUUAUUAUUUAUUAAUUUUCAUUGAAAUCAGAACUUUAGUUUCAACUCCAAUUGAUGCAAAGUAUAAAUUAAAAAAACUGAUGCAUGCUCAAAUUAGGUAUAAUCAGGCAUAAAUGUUUGAAUGUACAUACUAUAUGAGCAAUUACAUAUUCGCUUUAAAUGGCUAUGUGAAAAUUGUAAUAUAAAGUAUUAAUUUUUUCAAAUAUACAUAAAUAAAUGAAUCCUGUGGUCUACACAAUUUUUUUAUGGUAUUGAAAAGCUGUUAUUAACUGAAAUCAAUAUCACUUUUAAACAUUAGUAUAUAAUAUUAUACAUAUAUAUAUAUAAUGUAUAUAUGCUUUGAAAGCUUCUGCAUACAAAAUCUUGUUGAUUUUGUGUAGAUGUUAUUAUUUUUCUUGUACAUGAUUGUCAUAUGAUGUGAGGUUUUAACACUUCCCUAAUUUCUUAAAAUAAAGUUUA